Molecule: messenger RNA, 862 nt
Organism: Paramisgurnus dabryanus
Lineage: Eukaryota; Metazoa; Chordata; Actinopteri; Cypriniformes; Cobitidae
Product: F-box only protein 2-like
Biological process (GO): ERAD pathway; glycoprotein catabolic process; SCF-dependent proteasomal ubiquitin-dependent protein catabolic process
Cellular component (GO): SCF ubiquitin ligase complex; cytoplasm
Molecular function (GO): ubiquitin protein ligase activity
Source: RefSeq, a predicted model, not a curated record
CAUAUUGGAUUUCAGGAAGUUUGCACCCAAUAAAUACUCUACGCAGUGCUUUACUGACACCAGAAAAGCUCAACUCACUGUAGUUGUACAGGAAAAGCAAAACUUAAAAAUGCCUAAAAACCUCCUGAAAAAUCCACAUGGUGAUGAGGAUUUUAGUAACUGGGAGUUGACGAAGAACGGUGGAGACAAAUGGUGUAUUGAACAGGUGCCAGAUGAUGCAGUGGCUUCAUACUUCCGCACCUCAUUUCAGCCGUGUCUAAAAAAACAAGUGAUCAUUCUGCUGCAAAGCGGUUAUGAUGCUGAUUAUUUAGAUUCUGCGCCUGAAGUGACUGUGAGGGACUGGUACAGCACUCAUAGUGCAUGUGGGGGUGUUUAUAGGCUUAUUGUGUCACUGCUCAAUGAAAAUCGAGAGGUCAUUGCUACAUUUAAGCCGACUGAUGUGACUCUGCCCGAUGGUUCCACUUGGACACAGGUGACACACAAGUUUACAAGUUACGGUCCUGGUCUGCGCUUCAUCUCUUUUGAACAUGGUGGUCAAGACAAUAAAAACUGGAAAGGCUGCUAUGGAAUAAGAGUCACUGGAAGUUCUGUCACCAUACUCCCAAAACCCUAAUAUGUGAUUCAAUAAUGUUACUGAUUGGGCAGCACUUUGCUUUUAACCAUACUAUAACUACAAAUAAUAUUAAAGUAACAUUACAAAAUCUACACGGCUAAACCUUGCUGAAAAAGCAAAGCCUUUGCUUACUUUCUAAGAUUUAAAUGCAUAUUCAUAAAUUUAUCUUUGAAUGAAAAUUAUACAUGUGGGGAAUUAAUUGAAAUUAUUUUCUGCUGUCAGCUUAAUAAAGUCUCCCUCUGGUUAAAA